GGCGGCCGAGGAGGAAAAGCGAGAGCGGAGAACGGCCGGGAGGCCAACCGUGUGCCCGUGAGCCAAGCAGGCGACAGACGCCUCCGGGCCAGUUCAACAUGCGAUCGUACGGCGUGCAGGCAGCGGAGAAGAAGGGAGCGCUGGAGAACGGUCCAGAUGUACCGCCGGAAGGAUCGCCUGUGGAUUUCGAAAAGGCCAUUGCACUCACUGUGCGACCUACAACUGACGUCGGUGGCGAAGGGCGCGCUCAACGCCAUCACGUACGCCGGCAUGAUCAGCUCGUCGCUGCUGUGGGGCGCGCUGUCCGACCGCCUGGGGCGCCACCGCCUGCUCGUCGCGGGCUACCUGCUCGAUUUCGCGUGCGGAGCCGCCUCCGCCUUCGCGCGGGAGCUCUGGGUCAUGCUCCUGCUGCGCUACCUCGUCGGCUUCCUAAUAUGUGGACCCUACGCCAUUCUCAUGUCCUAUUUGGCAGAAUUCCAUGGAGCUCAAUAUCGUUCCCGCAUCAUAAUGUUCACUGGAGUAGCGGUGUCAAUAGCGAAUUUCUCUCUUCCAGCGCUGGCGUGGGGGCUGCUGCCGAUGCCGUGGGAGUACUCGCUGCUGGGCGGCGCGUUCGUCUUCAAGCCGUGGCACGCCUUCGUGCUGCUGUGCUCGACGUGUGCGCUGGUGUCGGGACUGUUGGUGCUGCCCUUCGGGGAGAGCCCCAAGUUCCUCAUGUCGCGCGGCCGCCGCGAGGAGGCGCUGGCGCAGUUCCAGCGCGUCUACGCAGCCAACACCGGCAACCCGCGCGACAUGUACCCG
Gryllus bimaculatus (two-spotted cricket) is the source of this 798-nucleotide messenger RNA. Lineage: Eukaryota; Metazoa; Arthropoda; Insecta; Orthoptera; Gryllidae. The record is from the annotation of a GenBank genome assembly.